CUGACAGGCGACGCGCCGGGACAGCGCGGAGGCUCCAGGACUGCCAGCCAUGGCUGCAGGAGGUCCGGGUUCGGAGUCCGCGUCCCCCGCCCCUUCCAUGUCCUCCCUGCCCCUGGCUGCGCUCAACAUGCGGGUGCGGCGCCGCCUGUCGCUGUUCCUGAACGUGCGGACGCAAGUGGCGUCCGACUGGACUGCGCUGGCCGAGGAGAUGGACUUCGAGUACUUGGAGAUCCGGCAGCUGGAGACACACGCCGACCCCACAGGCAGGCUGCUGGACGCCUGGCAGGGACGCCCGGGCGCCUCGGUAGGCCGACUGCUCGAGCUGCUCGCCGCGCUGGGCCGCGACGACGUGCUGGUGGAACUGGGGCCCAGCAUUGAGGAGGAUUGCCAAAAGUAUAUUUUGAAGCAGCAGCAGGAGGAGUCUGAGAAGCCCUUACAGGUGGCUGCUGUAGACAGCAGUGUCCCACGGACAGCGGAGCUGGCGGGCAUCACCACACUUGAUGACCCCCUGGGGCAAAUGCCUGAGCGUUUUGAUGCCUUCAUCUGCUACUGCCCCAGCGACAUCCAGUUUGUGCAGGAGAUGAUCCGGCAACUGGAACAGACAAACUAUCGGCUUAAGUUGUGUGUGUCUGACCGUGAUGUCCUGCCUGGCACCUGUGUCUGGUCCAUUGCCAGUGAGCUCAUCGAGAAGAGGUGCCGUAGGAUGGUGGUGGUUGUCUCUGAUGAUUACCUGCAGAGCAAGGAAUGUGACUUCCAGACCAAGUUUGCACUCAGUCUCUCUCCAGGAGCCCAUCAGAAGCGACUGAUCCCCAUCAAGUACAAGGCAAUGAAAAAGGAGUUCCCCAGCAUCCUGAGGUUCAUCACUGUCUGCGACUACACCAAUCCCUGCACCAAAUCCUGGUUCUGGACCCGCCUUGCCAAAGCCUUGUCCCUGCCCUGAAGACUGCCCUGGGACCCUGGGUGUGUGUGCAUCUGACUGCCUGUCCAUGUAUUUCUGCCCUUGCCUCCUCCUUCAGUUGCAGGGGAAUCUGUGCUCCGCUUGCCUCUUAAUUCCUGGAGAUGCCAACUCCAGACACAUCUGCAGCAGCCAGACAUCAUCUGAACAUCACAUCUCAUGUCUUGCAUACAACCAGUGGCUGCAAGUGGCAUGUCCACUUGCUGGGUUAUCAGUCAGGACACUGAAGCACAGGGCCAGCUGGGACUAAGAGGAGGACUGGCAGAGCCAGCUCUGAGCCAUUCUCACAUAUCUUCAGCUUCAGUUUCCCUACUUGAGAAGUAGGAUGAGGAGAACAGGCAGCAGCUGUGUUUGAAUCACUGUAGGAAAUGGUGAAGUAUUGCUCUGGGUCUGAGGGAGACAAAUCUUGACUGAGGGAGAACCAAACACUGCUGGACAAUAUGCUGACCACAGCACUGCUGGGACAGCUGCUUUCACGAUGGUGCCUACUGAUGCUUCAGUGCCUCAUUGUACAUCUCACAGCCCACUUCCUCCUGCCCCACAGGGCAGAUGGAAGAGCAGGCUGGCCCAGCACAAGAAGAUUCCACCUUGAGCCUAAUUGGGUCCACUUCUCAUCUGGAUCUUUGACUCCUCCAGUCUCUGCCCCACCUUCAGUGACAAGUCCCCAAGACACCAGCCUGAGCAGCUGGGGCUGCUUUUCACUUCCACCUAUUGAAAUGCCUGUGGCCACACUAUCAUCUCUGCCUAGCAUGAGAUGGGAUCCUGGCAACUGGCAUAUCCAUCAAAUAUGGGUCCUGGGGCUGAGUCACCACAGUAAUGUGAGCAGGGAACCUUGCUCCCUGGGCUAUCCACAGAGAGCUUUCCCACCAACUUUCUGUACUUUGAUGGUCUUACAAAGUUGUUUAUUUACAGACAGCAACCACACAAGAACCUCCUGUCCCAAAGCUGUGCACACAUAGAUACAUAUGAACUCACAUACACAUAUGCACACACAUGCACUCUUACACACAGUACCUGCACAUACACAUUUUCCUCGGUAGAGCUCCCAGGAAUGGCUAGGUGGGGAAGUCCUGCCAUUGCAGGGGCCUAAUCAUCUCCCUGGACAAAGAUAGAACACUCUUGUAUUCCUUUUCUCUUUUUCCCCUACUUAUUGAAACCAAACUUUGGAAAGGACCCAAUGUGCCGAUAUUUAUAUCUUCAAUGAAGUACAGAGAGCAGAAGAGAACUGCUUGAACUCAACAAGUGAGCUGCAGACACAGCUGUUUUCUCCCUCCCAGGGUGAUUUGUACAUUGCCCUCAAGCUCUCCUUCAGGGAGAAAAUAUUAUGGUCUCAGGUACUCCAGGGCAGACUUCAGAACCCUAAAGCUAAUAGAAAAUGCAUCUCUUCACUGCUCCACCUUCAGCCAGGCUGGAGCUAGGUGCCUUCCCUCUAGGUCUUGGGAGGGCAUGGAGGCCCCUCUCAUGAUCUUGAUGAAGUAUUUAGCUAUGUACUUGUCCCCCUUUGAUACUGGGCAUUUUAAAGGAAUUUCAAGGAAGCAUCUUUUACAUUGGUUUUAUAUGCAUUGUGAGAAUUUCAAAGAGAUCUGAGAAAUGCCUGUGUUUGUCAUUCCUCCUGUAU
This is a messenger RNA of Cynocephalus volans (Philippine flying lemur), 2573 nucleotides long. It is a transcript of the gene MYD88, whose product is annotated as MYD88 innate immune signal transduction adaptor. The record is from RefSeq and is a predicted model, not a curated record. The coding region runs from base 50 to 940 and encodes 296 amino acids. The transcript has 5 exons. Gene Ontology annotation, molecular function: Toll-like receptor binding; TIR domain binding. Gene Ontology annotation, cellular component: plasma membrane. Gene Ontology annotation, biological process: innate immune response; defense response to Gram-positive bacterium; MyD88-dependent toll-like receptor signaling pathway. NCBI's taxonomy places the organism in Eukaryota, Metazoa, Chordata, Mammalia, Dermoptera, Cynocephalidae.